GCAAACCAUAGCUUAAGAUCAUCGUCACAUCACGCGAGACUUUGUGACACACCGAGCUCUCGCGAUAGUUUGCGGUGUUACUGCAGAAAACAUGGCGGACAGACUAACACAACUACAAGAUGCUGUCAACUCGCUUGCAGAUCAGUUUUGCAAUGCCAUCGGUGUCCUGCAGCAAUGUGCUCCUCCUGCCUCCUUCAGUAACAUCCAGACAGCCAUCAACAGAGAUCAGCCUGCAAACCCAACAGAAGAAUAUGCUCAGCUGUUUGCUGCCCUGAUUGCCAGAACAGCCAAGGAUGUAGACGUACUCAUCGACUCUCUGCCCAGCGAGGAGUCCACAGCAGCCCUGCAGGCGGCCAGUCUGCGGCAGCUUGAAGAGGAGAACCACGACGCAGCCGCUCGUCUGGAGGAGGUGGUGUUUCGCGGAGAUAUGCUGCUGGAGAAGAUCCAGAGCGCCCUGGCCGACAUCGCCCAGUCUCAGCUCCGCACCCGCAAUGGAGCACCGGCCCAGGCGUCACCUACCGAAUCCUGAUCCACAACGAUUCAUACACCCUAGUUCUGGACUCUUUCAGCCUUUAUGCUCUUUACUUUAAUCCUCAGACAUCACCUGCAAGUCCCAAAACUUAAACCAUACAGCGGUACAGUUAAGCAAUGUAACUCUGUUUCUGUAUUGUUGUCUCACAGCAUCCUCUGGUCUCUAAGCAAACACAGGCAUGAAGGGGAAGUAUACUGUACCCCUGCAGGAAAAGAGCUCAAAAAGAUGUCUUCACAUACACUGUCCUGUUUGUGGAACUUUCUACUGACACAGAAAGUCAACACUCAUGUUUUUUUAUGUCCUUUGUACAGUAUUUCUUGUAAAUUGAAUCCUCCUGCUUUUGUAAGUAUUUAAGUAUGAAUUAAAUCCUCAUUUGGAGUAUCUUCAUCCUCACAGUUCACUGUAACUCUGUUUUUAAUAAGUCUUUCUAAUAAAGCUUGAACAAACUUC
Messenger RNA from Notolabrus celidotus (New Zealand spotty), 982 nucleotides. It is a transcript of the gene med21, whose product is annotated as mediator complex subunit 21. Gene Ontology annotation, molecular function: transcription coregulator activity. The record is from RefSeq and is a predicted model, not a curated record. Gene Ontology annotation, biological process: regulation of transcription by RNA polymerase II. NCBI's taxonomy places the organism in Eukaryota, Metazoa, Chordata, Actinopteri, Labriformes, Labridae. The coding region runs from base 92 to 529 and encodes 145 amino acids. The transcript has 4 exons. Gene Ontology annotation, cellular component: mediator complex.